Xenopus tropicalis (tropical clawed frog) is the source of this 1585-nucleotide messenger RNA. It is a transcript of the gene alkbh3, whose product is annotated as alkB homolog 3, alpha-ketoglutarate-dependent dioxygenase. The coding region runs from base 201 to 1040 and encodes 279 amino acids. Gene Ontology annotation, cellular component: cytoplasm; nucleus. Gene Ontology annotation, molecular function: iron ion binding; oxidative RNA demethylase activity; 2-oxoglutarate-dependent dioxygenase activity. The record is from RefSeq and is a predicted model, not a curated record. Lineage: Eukaryota; Metazoa; Chordata; Amphibia; Anura; Pipidae. The transcript is spliced from 10 exons. Gene Ontology annotation, biological process: DNA repair; DNA alkylation repair.
GCUGCUGCCCGUGGGGGUCGGGGAAAGGCUGCGGCCGGAUCGGAUUCUUUCCCUCAGGGUCGGGCUGCGGGUUAUUCCCCUAACAGCCGGACUGUACAGUGAUUGGCUACUCAUGUAGCGCUCAAUAAAAUGAGCCAAUCACAGUCAGGGCUUCCCUGGAACGCAAGGCGCAGUUAUACUUGCCCCGGUGACACAGUGACAUGGACAACAAGCGGCAGAGAGCCCGGGUACAGGGGGGCUGGGCAGGAGGCGCCAGGCCGGGCAGUCGACCAGGGUUCCCAGCGGUGCCCCCGGCCCAGAGACCCCCAGCGUGGGGCAAAGAGCAACCCACCCAGGAGAAGCAUUUUGUGUACUCGGAACCUGCAGAGGUGGUACGGAGAGUUCCGGAACCCCGGGUGAUCGAUGCUGCUGGGACCCAUGAAAUAAGCUUCUCCCCCUCGGGGGUCUCCAGGCUGCGCUUGUUCCGCUCCUUUAUUGACCCCCGGGAAGCAGACUGGAUGUUCAAGCAGCUGCACCAGGAAAUCCCUUGGAGUCAGAAAACCAAUGUCGGCCCGGAUGGAUCUUACCAGGAACCCCGGCUGACCUGCUGGUACGGGGAGCUGCCGUACACUUACUCGCGCUCUAUGAUGCAAGCGAAUCCUCACUGGCACCCCCUGCUCACCAUGCUGAAAGACCGCAUUGAGGAGGUGACGGGCUAUGGCUUCAACUCGCUCCUCUGCAACCUGUACAGGCACGACAAGGACAGCAUCGACUGGCACAGCGACGACGAGCCGGCCCUGGGCACGAGCCCCAUCAUUGCCUCCCUCAGCUUCGGGGAGACCCGCAACUUCCAGAUGAGAAAGAAGCCGCCCCCUGAGGAGCGCGGCGAUUACACUUAUGUGGAGCGCGUACACGUGCCGCUGGACCACGGAACCCUGCUGCUCAUGGAGGGGGCCACCCAGCAAGACUGGCAGCACCGGGUCCCCAAAGAAUAUCACGACAGGAGACCCAGGAUCAACCUGACUUUCCGCACUAUGUAUCCGGAACCGCUCAGCUCCUAGUCGGCUGCGGAAGCAAUGGUGGGAGGAGACGGUGGCGCCCCCUGCUGCUUUGGGGUUCUAUAAGGCAUCAAUGUGAAUGGUGGGGGGCAGUUCCCCUUGUCUGUGGGCUGUUGCUAGGGGGGUAAUCUGUGCCUUUUCCCCCCCGGCAAGUGCCCAUACGGCUCUCAGAAGCCGAUUAGAACACUAAAUGCUCUUCAGAAGCAAAAUAACCUGCUGUUAUUGGAGGAGGAGAGCCAGACCGGACCAGUUUGGAUCCCUCCUAAGCCCUGUGUCGUCCUGCGUGGGGGUUUAACCCCGUGUUGUCUGUGUUUUGGGCAGGUGAUAGUUAAAUUGACCAUCCAGGGGCCAAUGAGAGCGUCCGACUGGGCGCCUCCAGACCAAGUCAGCAGCUUAUUGGCCCUUGCGUGGGGCCCUUCCAACUGUCUUGAGUUGCACUUCUUCUAUGGCUCAGAAACAAUGAGCUAAGUAUAUUAAGUUCUGUAUAUUGAUGGGUUUAUUUAAAGACACAGGCUGCCAAAUACAAAUAAAGACACAAUGACACCCUC